Liolophura sinensis is the source of this 6411-nucleotide messenger RNA. RefSeq names its product phosphorylase b kinase regulatory subunit beta-like. The transcript has 24 exons. The record is from RefSeq and is a predicted model, not a curated record. Lineage: Eukaryota; Metazoa; Mollusca; Polyplacophora; Chitonida; Chitonidae. Gene Ontology annotation, molecular function: calmodulin binding. Bases 147 to 3398 code for a protein of 1083 amino acids. Gene Ontology annotation, biological process: glycogen metabolic process. Gene Ontology annotation, cellular component: phosphorylase kinase complex.
UCAAACAUUUCGACAGCUAGAAGAUGUUCAAGAUUGUCAGCUAGUGGUCUAGUUUUGAGAAGUUCUAUUCUGGCAUACUGAUUCAUUUGGUGAGGAAUACACGAUAAGAAAGCACUUAAACAGUUCUCUCAACACCUGAUAUCGAAAUGGGUCAAGCAGACGACAGAAAGAGCAUGACCUAUACUGCCCAUUACGACAACCGCCUGGGGAACUACAACAUGGCCGACCAAGAAAUGAAAGCAAAUCGGCACGAACAAACUGUCAAACAUUUGGACAGUUUGUACAUUUGCUUGAAGCGACAGAUUUUGAGAUACCAGAGCUAUAGUCUGGGUCUGUUUCCAAAUAUUGGAGACCCAGAGAACCCAAGCCAAAUUGGCAAUGUCAGAGACAGCAUUUAUUGUGCAACAGCUACAUGGGCUCUGUCACAAGCUUACAGGCGUAUAGAUGAUGAUCAAGGCCGGACCUAUGAGCUCUCUCAGAGUGCUGUUAAGUGCAUGAGAGGUAUUCUUUUCUGCUGGUUACGACAGGCAGACAAGCCUGAAAAGUUCAAGAGGAAUCAAAGCGCAGUGUAUGCCCUGCAAUCUAAGUUCCACAUUGUGACUGGAGACCCUGUGUCUAGGGAUGAGGAGUGUGAACACCUUCAGAUUGAUGUUGUGGCUCUCUUCCUCCUGUCUAUGGUGCAGAUGAUCUCAGCCGGCUUAGAGAUAAUUUUCACCACAGAUGAAGUCAAUUUCAUCCAGAAUUUGGUGUUUUAUGUUGAGCGCGCCUAUCGAACUCCAGACUAUGGAAUGUGGGAAAGAGGAAGCAAAUAUAACAAUGGUUCUAGUGAACUUCAUGCCAGUUCAAUUGGAUUGGCUAAAGCUGCGCUGGAGUCCAUCAAUGGAUUGAACCUGUUUGGUGAGCAAGGUGCCAGCUGGUCUGUCAUCUAUGUGGAUAUUGAUGCCCAUAACAGAAACCGCACCAUUUUUGAAACAGUCCUGCCGAGGGAGUCCAAUUCCAAGAACACAGAUGCCUCUUUACUGCCGACCAUAUGCUGGCCAGGGUUUGCAACACAUGAGUCUCAUCUGAGGUCCCGUACUGUGGAAAAAGUGCAGCACAAAUUACAGGGCAAAUACGGUAUAAAGCGCUAUCUAAGAGAUGGACUGCAUACGGUUGUGGAGGAUAAAAACCGGAAGUAUUACAAGCCUGCUGAGAUCAAGAUGUUUGAUGGUAUUGAAUGUGAAUGGCCCAUUUUCUAUUUAUUUCUGAUCAUUGAUGGUAUGUUCGAAAAUGACAAAGAAAGUGUAAAAAAGUACAUCAAGAUGUUGAAGCCAUUGCUCAAGGAAACCAGCAAUGGUAUUACAGUACCCAAGUAUUAUUAUGUGCCUGCUGACGUACUGAUGCUGGAGAGAUCUCGUCCAGGCAGUCAGAGGAAGGUUGCCAGCCUGGAGGGCUCUAAUGGUACCAUUUUCCUGUGGGGUCAAGCAGUUUACCUUGUCUCUCAGCUCCUAGUGGAGGGUUUGAUAAGCCUGAGCGACCUUGAUCCCAUCCGUCGUCAUCUGCCGGCCUCAGAGAGACCCAGGUUCAGCUCAAGGUACUCCUGUUUUCAGGGCACACCCCCUGACCUGGUUAUUCAGGUGGUUCUGAUCGCAGAGAGUGUGCGUCUACAGCAGCAGUUAGCCACCUAUGGAAUCCAGACACAGACCCCUCACCAGGUGGAACCCAUACAGAUCUGGGCGCCCCAGGAGCUGACAAAAGCCUACGAGUACUUAGGCAUUAACAAAAAGCUGAAUCUGACAGGGCGACCCUCUCGCCCUUUUGGUGGUCUUAGCACAUCCAAGGUGUACAGAGUGUGUGGGAAAACCGUCCUCUGUUAUCCUCUGCUGUUUGAGGACAGUGACUUUUACCUGUCACAGGAUCUCUCUCUGGUCAUUGAUAAUUGUAAGAAUGAUCUAGCAUUCCUGUCGAAAUGCUGGAAGCUAGAUGGCCGACCCACAUUCUGUAUGAUUCUCAGGGAGAGUAAUAUGAGAGGUUCUCACUUUGGGGAGUAUUUGGAGCUGCUGUCUCAGCUGAAGAGAGGAGAAGUGGACGGUGUGCGAGUCAGAACAGCCAGGUUACAGUCUCUGAUCUCCAGUGCCUGUGUGGAACACCUGGACUUCCUCCAUUCAGUAGAGGACCCGAGUAUUUUUAUCAGCUUCCAGGAGAAGUCAACACCAAGCGCAUUCAGAAGUCUGUCAGAAGUGGCCAACUACGGAGAAGUAGAGGAAGAGCAGUCCAUUGUCUAUCAGGACAUGCAGCACCGAUCUGUGGUAGAGCUGGUCCAUGCCCUGCGGAUGACAGACAGCUACAAGAUGAAGGCUCAGAUCCUGCACAUCCUGCUGAAUCGUGAGGGUGCGCACUACAGGAUCGAGGACUCCACCAUCACUCAGCGCCUAGAGGCCCUCUCCCACAAGGCUGGACUGCACCGUCACUGGUGGGUUGUGCGAUUCUGCUCUGCUCUUCUGGGUAAGCUGGUGGACAGCCUUGCACCUUCUAUCACCUCCAUCCUGGUCAGGGGCAAGCAGGUGACAUUAGGUGUGUUUGGUCACGAAGAGGAAGUUGUAGACAAACCUGUCUCCCCCAAUGAGAUCAAGAACAUCCUGUACGGGAAGUGCUUACCAUACGAUAUCUGCCAGGCCGUGCUUCAGCAAGAGCUAAUCAUCUACAUUGGCAAACUCAUAGGCACAGCCCCAGAACUCUUUGAUGGCAUUCUCAAAAUUAGGAUUGGGUGGUUUGUUCAUGCGAUGCAGAUAGAACUGGCUGAGAUUGGUAGACAUGUGGACAUCAGUAACCUCUCCCCUCACCAUGUCAAGCGUCACCUCAUAGCCAUACUCACACGGACUGCUAGGGAGAGUGACACCAGAACACCGCUGAGAAAGAGGCAGCUGGACGGAGCUUUGAAUCGAGUACCAAAGGACUUUUAUGACAACGUUUGGGAGACAUUAGAGAGGACCCCUGGUGGUAUCAAAGUGGCAGGCUACCUCCUCCCCCAGCAACCGACUCUGUCCGAUAUGACAAUGUAUGAGCUGAACUUCUCACUGUUGGUGGAACAGAUGCUCAGUAAGAUAGUUGACCCUUCCUACAGGCAGAUUGUCGUUGAGACUUUCAUGGUUGUGUCCACCAUUUUGAGGAGAAAUCCUGAGCUGGAAUUCCAGAAGGCAGUGGAAAUGGACAAGAUAAUUGGAGAAGCAUUUGAGGAGUUUCAGAGAGACCGAAGUCGUCUUCAGGGCGAGGAGAAGCAAGAUGACAUGAACCGCUUCUAUAACACUCCACCCAACAUCAAACAUGGCACCACUGCCUACAUCUCCAAGGCUGUGGUUAGAAACCUUCUAGAUGGAGAGAUGCAUCUGAUGACAGAGGACAUGUGUGUAUUGUCUUAGAUCUUAUUAAUGACUUAUGUCAUGGCCACAGGAUAGGCUUGCUGGACAGAGAUGCAUCUGAUAACAGAGGACGUGUGUACUUGUUCUUGUUGAUGGCCACAAGUGGAAACCACUCAGUACCAGCGAGGGUCUCCCAGCAUGAGUGCAGAUUUUGUCUCUCAGUUCUGUUGGACACAAACCACCCAGUACCAAGAAGUUUCUUCCAGCAUGCCUGCAGAUUUUGUCUCUCAGUUCUGCUGGACAGACCACGUAGUACCAGCGAGGGUCUCUCAGCAUGAGUGCAGAUUUUGACUCUCAGUUCUGCUAGACGCAGCAACCACCCAGUGCCAGCAAGUGUUUCCCAGCAUGCGUGUAGAUUUUGUCUCUCAGUUCUGCUAGACACAACAAGCCAUCCAGUACCAGCAAGUGUCUCCCAGCAUGCAUGCAGAUUUUGUCUCUCAGUUCUGCUAGGUGCAACAAACCAUCCAGCACCAGCAGGUGUCUCGCAGCAGGCGUGUAGAUUUUGUCUCUGUUCUGCUAGACACAACAACCACCCUGUACCAGCAAGAGUCUCCCAGCAUGCAUGCAGAUUUUAUCUCACAGUCCUGCUAGUCGCAACAAACCAUCCGGUGCAAGCAUCUCCCAAUAUGCAUGCAGAUUUUGUCUCUUAAUUCUGCUACGAACAAGUUUCUCCCAACAUGUGUGCAGAUUUUGUCUUUCAGUUUUAUAACACACAACAAACCACCCAGUACCAGCAAGAUUCUCCCGGGAUGUAGGCAGAUUUUGUCUCUCAGUUCUCCUAGACACAAAAAGCCACCCUGUGUCACCCAGCAGGGACAGAUUUUGUCUCUCAGCUUUAAAAGACACAGCAAGCCUUUUAUGACAGCAGCCUGCUAUGUUGAUCUCAUAUCCAGGAAAAGUGCAGUGACUUUGUGUGACAUGCAGUUUACUUGUAGUGUGCAAAAUUUUUAUGAAAUCUGUCAUGGAAACACUUUUUCAUCACUGGAGUCUGGAAGGUUAAUUGUUUGAAAAUUUAGUAUGUACAUGUGUUAUUGUAGAUACCAGAUGUGUAUGAAAAGCAUGAUGGAUGUGUAAUUAUUGUAUGCUUAUUUAUCAAAUGCCAUUUAGCCAGUUUGAGAUUAUUCCUUCCCCAGGCUUUCAUAUGCUUACAACCAGAAUGACAGGGAAUUUUGUGAGUGUGGUCUGGAAUGGAAAAACAUAACAUAAUCCAUCAAGGUCAGUUGGUGUGACUUUAGGUAUAGUACAGGGGUGUGUCACAAUGUCGCUCUAUUUCUCUCUGGUAUUCAUAAACCCGUUCAGUACACCAUUUAGGGUAAUUUGUGUGUAGAUAAAUGGAAUUACAUGUACAGUGUAUGUGAGCUUAAAGUAGUCAUUUUCCUUCUGUGAAAAUUGAUAUACAUUGUAAGCAAGUUUUGUGUAAGUGUUAAUAGCAUUCUCUUUUAUGAAUGUAUGUAUUCAUGUUAUCACUGUGAUGUUGUAUGACUAAGAUGUAGGAAUAAGAUUUAUAACUGAAAUGUUAUAUGACUAAUAUAUUGUACAGCUAAGAUGUAUGACUGAGAUGUUGUACUGAACUGGACUUCAUUGUAUCCUGAACAUUUUGAUAAAUGAGUUGCAUGGUUGUCUCUGCACUACUACUAUAAAAGCUGCCAAAAUUGUCUGCACCUUCAAGUUGAGAAAAAUUGCAAAAUUGCAUUUGUUUGUGCAAGUUGUCUUGCUUGUAUUUUAGGAUAACAAAAGUUGCCUAUUUGUGAGUGAUUGUGCUGCACACGGUAAUAAAGCUGAACAGGUUUUCUUUUGCUCCUCUUGUGGGUUAUAUAUAUAAAUAUGUGUAAAUGUCACACAUGAGUGAUUUGUUGUACAUACUGCUGAAACUGUUUCCUAAAUCAGGGAUAAUGUAGGAGAAGUUUUAGCGAAGAUGGUCGCUGAUUAUACAGAGGUGCACAAUUUGUCAGAUCACAUGACCUACAGUCUAUAUGAUACCCAGCGCAUCAUCCAUUUUGUCUGUACAGGUGUGCAGGUAACAUUUUGAUAUGUGUCCAGACAAAUCAGCAAUAAUAGGGUGUGUGUAUUUAUUUGUGAUAUUAGAUAAACCUUUUGUACAAAGGAUAGAAACCUUACACAGUAGGACAGCACUACACCAUUGACAAUUGAUGGUUGAUCCUUCACCAAAUACUGACUUACAAUGUAACCUCAACCCAAAGCACUUGUUUCAUGUACACCAUAUAUUUGAAACAGUCUUGUAACACAUUUGUCACAAAGUUAUAUAUUAAUAUUUUAUUGUUCUAACUUUUUUGGCUUUUCUCACAUGGUAAUAACUGAAACCCUAAAUUUUUCUCACCCUCCAAAAUAUGCAUGGCCCUUGUUUAAUUUAUGGAACAUUAAGGGCGCUUACGAUUACCUCAAAACACCAGUGUCACCAGAUUAUGAAGACAAAUAACGUAUUAAACAGUAAUGGUGAAUAAUGUCACACCAUUGGCUAGGCCAGACUUGAGACAGCAGUGUUUCAAUUGUAAACAACCCUAGUUUCAGGCACACCAAGUAGCUUUGACUCAAUGCCAAUCUGUGAUUGACUAAGAUGUUUUGAUACUUAUUUGUAUUAAUAUAGCUAUAUAGUGUGUAAAAUUUUGUUUGAGGUAUUUACUGAUGUAAAAAUGGGCUCUAAAUUUGUCUGCAUUUGUGCCAGUUUAUUUCUGUCUCACACUUCCAAACAGGCAUAACACUUGGUGAGAUAUGCGUAUGGCCAUAUUAAAGGAUCCAGAAAUGUGUGUGAUAUAAAUGUAGCCUGUAUAACGGAUAAUACAAAGCUAGGCCAUACUGAUCUUAUUUUGUGAGUAACAGUGUAGCUGUAGAUCUUUCACCAUUCAAGUUAUAGUCUCUUAUUUAAGAUCUCUUUCUAUAUAUGUCAAACAGGUAAAAAAUGCAGUUAUGUGGUGGUUGAUGAAAAGGUAUAAGUACAAUUUUGUAGCAUUAUUUUUUUUAAACUUGUUGAAAACAAUACAAAUUUUCUACUGGU